Messenger RNA from Rotaria sp. Silwood2, 1221 nucleotides. NCBI's taxonomy places the organism in Eukaryota, Metazoa, Rotifera, Eurotatoria, Philodinida, Philodinidae. The record is from the annotation of a GenBank genome assembly.
AUGGUCGAUUGUUUUGGUUUUGAAGAUGAAUCACUCGCUGCAUGUCAUUUGAAUGAUUCAAAUCGAUUUAUCUGCGAAUCAGAUCCAAACACAUGUCUAUUACCUGUCGCAGUUGGUAAUGGACACUCAGAUUGUCCUCUAGAAGAGGAUGAAUUAUAUGCAUAUACAUCUAGUUUAGUAAAAUUAGUGCCGUUUGGAAAUCUAUGCAAUGGUAUCCUUCAUUACGAAGCUUCGCCAUUGGGUGACAUAGAAACUGACGAAACCAAUUGUGAAUGGUGGCCAUGUAAUAAUCCAUAUACCCGUUGUGACGAACUUCAGCAUUGUUUAAAUGGUGUUGAUGAAUUGAAUUGUCCUAACAGUCAAUGUUCCUCAAAUGAGCAUGAAUGUGAAAACGAAUUACUUGGAUUAUCCUAUUGCUUACCUAUCAAUCAUAUAUUCGAUAAAUAUGUCGAUAAUUGUAGUGAUCCAUUCAUUUCUCGCCAAAUCUAUUUUUAUAAUGGAACAAAGAACAUCAGUAACGAUUACUUAUCAUGGAACAAUGCUAAAUGUGCUGCUUCACAUGAAAUUUGUCGAAGUUCUACUUUUUCAUCCAUACCAAAGAUACAGCCAGAUGUAUGUCUUCAUGAAUGCACCCAACCAAAUUCGAUGUGUACACAAGCUGUUCACCUUAUUGAAAAUAUUACUUAUCUAUGCUAUCUCAAAUCAAGAAGAAGUUCUUAUAAUUUUCCCGAUCUAUUUUUCAUACCCACACGAUUUGGUGAUUUUCCUUCAAUAACAACUAAUUGUUCUAUUCCAAUCAUUCCUAAAUAUAAUCAAGAAAGAAAACUUGUUUCAGAGAUUGAUGCUACUUUUAAUUCCUAUUGUUAUCGUGGAAUUGCUGUGUUAUAUGGUAUUAAUCAAACGAAAAUAUGUUUUUGUCCACCUAAUUAUUUUGGUCUUCAAUGUCAAUGGCAAAAUCAACGUGUUAGCUUAACUCUUCAGUUUCUUCGAGAUGGUACUACAUCUAGUAAUGUUAUAUUUCAAGCAAUUAUUAUGCUUAUUGAUGAAAAUGGACAAAUUACACCUUAUUUUGAACAAAUUACAUAUAUGCCUUCUCGUGAUUGUGAUACAAAAUUUAAUAUCUAUUUACUUUAUCCAAAUCGACCAAAACAUAUCUCUAGUAACUAUUCAAUUCGUAUUGAUCUUUUUGAAAAAACAANAUACCCCGACGUGCUUUGUUGA